This is a messenger RNA of Pocillopora verrucosa, 603 nucleotides long. RefSeq lists its product as uncharacterized. Gene Ontology annotation, molecular function: calcium ion binding. NCBI's taxonomy places the organism in Eukaryota, Metazoa, Cnidaria, Anthozoa, Scleractinia, Pocilloporidae. The record is from RefSeq and is a predicted model, not a curated record.
GGAAUGCUUAAAAAGUCUUUUGAAUUUUGCUUAUAUCCUGAGUGAGGGUGCGAGCUUCGCUUAUUAAUUUUUACUCCACAAGGUUGUUUCACGUCGGAACCGUCUCUCCAAGCUUUACAUACAACUUUUUUUAUUAUAGUUUUUCGAGAAAAGGUGUUACAGAGGCGAAGGUGACUGAGAUACAUGGCGGAUACAAAGGUUUUUAUUUUUUUCGUUAGCUUGGCUUGGGCAAUCGGCGCAUUUGGGAGGCCAGUAGAAAUUUCGGAGGAAAGAGACAUUGAGGAUGCUGGAUUUCGAACGAUUGACGAAGAUGGAGAUGGUGUUAUUACGUCAGGAGAGUUGAUGAUGGGGCUUAAAAUGCCGGCGGUGAGAGCAAACAAAUAUAUGGUUGCUUUUGACAUGAAUAGAGACGGAGGGCUUCAACUUAGCGAAUUUUUAAAUAUACCCAAUACAUGAACUGCAGUGCCAUGAUUACACCUCAGUAAAUGGAUGCAGUUUAAACAGACGUAGUGGGGAACUGACCACAAAUGGCUUUACAUACCUUUACGUGGUGUAAAACUUUAAACUUCAUUUGGUUGUAAUAAAUGCAAUUGUUUGGGAGGA